Messenger RNA from Condylostylus longicornis, 5160 nucleotides. RefSeq names its product WD repeat-containing protein 44. Gene Ontology annotation, molecular function: protein binding. Bases 115 to 3486 code for a protein of 1123 amino acids. Lineage: Eukaryota; Metazoa; Arthropoda; Insecta; Diptera; Dolichopodidae. The record is from RefSeq and is a predicted model, not a curated record. The transcript has 11 exons.
UUUGUGAAAUGACUCAGAAAAUUUUCAAAUUCAUUAGGAUUAAUAAUAACUUUUAUUUUUUUUAAAAUGAGUGUAUUUUAAUGCUUGUUAAGAUAUUAAAAACUAAAUCUUACAAUGGCAAAAGUUGAUUCGGAUAGUAGUUCUGAGGAAUAUUUUGAUGCUGAGGACACAACAAGACUAUCAAUAAGGUCAAGUCAAAGACCUUCAGUAACUGGAAACGACUAUACUUUAUCUAAGCCAGAGCCUGAAAUCCGAAUACAAACUACCGAAGAUGACAUAAUUAAUAAAACACCAACAACACGAAGUCCUAAUUUAUCCAUCAGACAUUCUAGUGAUCAACAUAUGUUUGUGGAACCAAAACCCUUGGGACUGUCUGGUAGACAACGCUUUCGUGAUCUUCGUAAUAGCAUGCAAAAUGAUGAAGAUGAAAAUCUUGGAAAUACGCUGACACCUGAUUCGCAGAAUAGUUCCUCGGAUGGAGUAUAUACGAACAGACCGACUCAUCCGUUUCGUAUAAUUGAAAAUGAUACGCUUAGUAUUCAAAGUAUGACUUCUUUAGGGAGAGUUGGUAAAAUUUUAGCUGGGAGUAUUGAUCCAUCAGGGUUAAGCAUUGAUCGGGAAUCCGCUCACAGUUCUCUAUUAGGAAAUUCGUUGAGUGUAACGCAAACAACAUCUUCAAAGCCAGUUACUGGUUCUAGUACUACGUCAAAUAUUGUAUCUGCGGUUCCUAAUUCUGAAAAAGAAAUAAUAUCUAACAAAGAUAGUAAUUUACAAUUAUUGAGUCAACAAAGCAAAAGUGUUAAAGAACAAAGUACGAUUAAAACUUCGCCAGAGGGCUCAAGUAAUAGUAGCAAUAGUGGUGUUUGUGAAAGUAUUUCAAACAGUAACAAUAAAAUUGUUUUACAAGAACCGGACGUAAUUGCAAGUACAAAGCUGGCACAUUCAAAAACAACCGAUAGCAUUACUUCAAGCGGUCCUAUAGCUCCACCAAGGAAGAAGAAAAAGCCAAGAAAAAUAUCUAGUAGCUCUUCAGAACAGUUUAACAUGAAUGAAGGUUUUAAGUUACCUCCCAUAGAGAAAGAUGAUAGGAUAUCGUUACAUAGUAUAAGCAUCAGUAAAAAAUGUGGGGAUCUUGUUAAAGAAUUAGAAAAGACUUGGUGUCAGGUGGCAGAAAACCAAUCAAAAGAAUUCCAAGCUUUACUUCAACAACAACCAUCCAGUUCAAAUGUUGGGAAUUUUGCUGUAACCACCACUACUUCUUCUACAACUAAUUGGCCUAAUUCUACUGCUGUUGUCGAGGUAAAUUCUUCAAUUGGUAGCGGCUCCAUAAAUCGAAUAUCUCACUCAUUGGGUAAUUCAUCAACUUCCGUAUAUUCAAAGCCGAGCCCUUCAAAUAGUGCAAAGAGUAAUUCAGCUCCCGGCCGAGUGCGAUAUUUUUCGAUCGACCCUACUCAAGGCCUUAAUUUAUAUAAAGUUAGUCAAGGGGUUUAUGUUGUUCAACCAAUGGAUGAUGUCGCUAACAAAGCUGAAGGUCCCUCUCAAGAAGAAAUUGAGCGUAUUGAAAAACUUUUGAAUGAAGACACUCCAAGACAAAAAUUAGCUGGCACUGGUUCAAAUAGCUUAGGAAGUGGGAGCAGAUACAAUUCGCAAAUAGUUCAGAAAGGAAGUUCAGCAAAUGAACAACGACGAAAAUCUGCUGGUGAUGAGGAUGUACUAAAGCAAAUGAAUAUUUACGUACGUACUAGAACAGACUCUGGCAAGCAAUUGACUGACAAGGAAAUAUUAGAUCAAGUUCCUGUAAAAAAUUUAGAUACCGGUGAAAAUAUGCCUUUAUCUUCCAUUCGACCUCCACCGACACCUGACGGUUGGAACCCCCUAUCUCUCCAUAUUCAUAAAUUGUACGGUCAUUUGCCGGUUAACCAAAAAGAAUCUGAUGAGGAAAGUAUAAUUGGAAUACCACCUAAUGUAGAAGUUCAGCCAGGCGAAGAGGAAGAACUGGAGACGGAAGAUAUAAAUGGUAGGUUAAAAAAAAGAACACAGAAAAUUAAGAGGUUCUUUGGAUCAACUGUGCGGAAAACAGUAGAUAAAGCAAAAUCUUUAGCUUCUGAAGUCUCUCACGCUAGACACAAGGAGGAUGUUGCUGAUAUAGUGGAUGUGGUAAAUCCUGAGUUAAAUAUCAAAAUUAAAGCUUCUAGCUCAAAUAAAGGACCCUAUGAAUUCGCUAAACUGCAACAUGUUCAAGAUCUCUCCGGCGAACAUACUGGUGCUGUUUGGUGCAUGAAAUUUAGUUCUUGUGCUCGUUUAUUGGCUACUGCUGGUCAGGAUAAGAUUCUACGUAUAUGGGUGCUUAAAGAUGCAUAUCCAUUUUUUCAGGAUAUGCGUACGAAAUACAGUACAGAUCAGAAGUCUUCUCCAACUCCGAGUCAAGAAUCUUUAGUAUCACAAUUAUCAAUAGAUUUGGAAGCUGCAAAUGCGAUGGCUGCAACUGCAGCUGAUAAAACAACAGGUCCUUUCAUGCCGAAAGCUUUUUGUUCAUAUAUUGGGCAUACGUCCGAUUUGUUAGAUGUUUCUUGGUCAAAAAAUUAUUUUAUUUUAUCGAGUUCAAUGGAUAAAACAGUGCGAUUGUGGCAUAUUUCACGCAAAGAAUGUUUAUGUUGUUUUCAACACAUCGAUUUUGUAACCGCGAUAGCAUUUCAUCCACGUGAUGAUCGUUAUUUUCUUAGUGGUAGUUUAGAUGGCAAACUUCGGCUGUGGAACAUUCCAGAUAAAAAAGUGGCGCUUUGGAAUGAAGUUGACGGUCAAAUAAAGCUAAUAACAGCAGCAAAUUUCUGUCAAAAUGGGCAAUUUGCUGUAGUUGGAACAUAUGACGGCCGUUGUAUUUUUUAUAAUACUGAUCAAUUAAAGUAUCACACACAAAUAAAUGUGCGUUCAACAAGGGGUAAAAAUCGUAUAGGCCGAAAAAUUAGUGGUAUUGAACCAAUGCCAGGUGAAGACAAAAUUUUAGUUACAUCUAAUGAUAGUAGAAUACGCUUAUAUGAUUUAAGAGAUUUAAAUUUGAGUUGCAAAUAUAAAGGUUAUUUAAAUGUUUCUUCUCAAAUAAAAGCAUCAUUUAGUCACGACGGUAAAUACAUUGUCGCUGGUUCUGAAAAUCAAUGUAUUUAUAUAUGGAAAACAAAUCAUGAUUGCGCUAAAUUAAGUUCGGUACGAAGAGAUCGAAGUGAUUUUUGGGAAGGUAUAAAAGCUCAUAAUGCCCAAGUUACCUGUUCUAUUUUCGCUCCUCAUCCGGAAGCUGUUAUAAAACCAGAACCAGAUGAUGAAAUUUCAAAUGAUAACCUUCCAAAUAUAAAAGCUGAUCCUCUAGUAGAGCAAAGGAAAAAAGGUUGUGGAUACGUACUAGUUAGUGCAGAUUUUAAUGGCGCUAUUAAAAUAUUUAUAAAUAAAACAAAACCUAAGCAUAGCAGUUUGCCAUAUACCGCAAUAGAAUAAAACACAAAUGUAAAGUUAAUUAAAAUUUACUUAUAUUAUUACGUCAUAUAUAUUAUAUACCAUAAAUUAUACUAUAAAAAUAAUAAUGAAAUAUUUUCAAAAAUACUGACUUAAAAAAAAAUUGAACAGUUGGAUUGUUCGAUCUAGUAUAAAUAUGUUAAUUAUCCUUUUUUGAUGUAAUUUUUAAGCCAUUAUGAAAAAAGGAAAGAUUAAAUAUUUUUUACUAAAAUUUCAAAUUUAAGUUUAUUCGAGUAUUCAUUAAGAGAUUAAUUAAAGAAUAACGAUUGUACACAUAUACAUGCAUAUAUAUAUUUAUAUGGCUAUAACUUCAUUUUUAUAUACAUAUAUAUUUAUAUGAAUGUAUGUAUGUUUACAUAGAUAUUUUUUUACAGCUUUGCGCACAUUUGUUUUUGUUUUGCAUGUUUUAUUAUAGUUUUUCGUUUGAUAUUUAAUUAAAAAAAAGGAAGAGAACGUUUUAUAAAUAGCAAUAUUAUUUACAUACAUCUAUGUUACUUUGUGAUCGUAUUUUUAUAACUUUUUUCAUUUUCUAAACAAAAGAGAAUUUUAUUGUAUGUACUUUUAAUUAUGUAAAUUUAUAAAAUUAAUUACUAUCAAAAUAAAAUAUAAUGUAAACGAUUUUUUACAAAAAAAAAAGGAGACGUUAGUUUAAUGAAUGUAAUUUAAUUAUAUAAUUCACAUUUUGUGAAUACUUUUGGAGGAUUGCAAAAUCUGUUGGUUAAAUUUUUCUUUUUGUAAAAUAUGUACAAUAAUUGUAUGUUGCAGAGCAAUAGUAUUCGUGACGUCCAAAAUGCAGUGAAAAAAGUUUUAUUACAGUUAAGCUGUAGUAUUAAUAUUUUUUUAUACAGUAUAAAUCUUUAAAACGGCUGUAUUGUAUUCUUGACUUUUUCACUACGCUGUUUGUUUAGACCAUUUUUGGCAAUUUGUAUAAUUUAAGCAAUUUAUACAUUGUGUAAAUUUUUUAUUCUAUAGUAUUGGGUCGCAGGUACAAUGUGGUGCUACAUUUAUACUGCGUUUUGGAUGUCAGGGAAUACGUAAAGCUAAAAUUUUAUUUCAUUCAAAUAUUAUAGAAAUAAUAUUUACGUGCAUAUGUACAUACUACUUAUAAAAAGAAAUAUUGCUUAACAUUGUUCCCCGUAUUUAAUUUUUAACAUUAUUACUUUAUUGAAUUGUUAAAAAUUAGAAGAAAUUACUGCAAAAUGAUAUCAAAUUUAUUUUAUCUUACCUCAAAUUUAAAUUAAAUUGUUAAAUUCAAAAGUGUAUAAAAUUGUUUUAUAAGAACUGUUCUAUUUCAGUUUAUUUUAUUUGUUUUUUUUUUAAGCACUAUUGAUAAACCAGACCAUAAUUUUUUGCAGAAAAUGCUUAUUACGAAAGAAAAUCCGAGUAGAAGAUUCUGAGAAUAUUUUAUCUAUGCUUAGUCCAGCAUAGUACCAUUUUGUUAAAUAUUAAAGAAAUUAAAUUACAUUUAUUGAAAUAAUAGUUUGAUUAAAACUUGAUUAUUAUACCUAAUUGUUUUACUAUUUAAAUUCACAAGAUUAAAUUAUUACAUCAUAAAUAGAAAAUUUUUAAUUUAUCAGUUUCUUUAAUUUUAUUUGAAUAUUUAUUUGAAAUUAUCUAUAUUUCCAAUAUAUCGAAAUUUUAAGAUAUUAAAAAUUU